Molecule: messenger RNA, 4564 nt
Organism: Cuscuta campestris
Lineage: Eukaryota; Viridiplantae; Streptophyta; Magnoliopsida; Solanales; Convolvulaceae
Source: the annotation of a GenBank genome assembly
CGUCGUGUAGAGAGAGAGAGAAGGAAUUCCAGUCCCAGCUAAACACAAUCUGUUACAGAUUUAUAUAUACCCCCGCUUGAGAUUAAAAACCCUCAUAAUCAAAUCAGACAGAAAAUUGAAAGCUCUAGUGACCGAUCAUGGCGGCUUCGAGCGGGAUUGAUGAGUAUUUCGCCGUGGAUGUGGAGGCGCAGGCGGAUCGCAAUCACUUCCCGAGACGGUCGAACGCCGAGUGCGUGGAGCUGGACGAGGAUGAGCUGAUGUGGGCGGCGCUGGAGAGGCUGCCGUCUCAAAAACGCCGGAAUUUCGCUCUGGUGAAGCGCGAUGCGGCGUCUCAGACAAAAGCUGCGGCCGUCGGCGGGGCGAUUACGGAGGCCGUCGAUGUGCGGAGGCUCAAUCGCGCCACGCGAGAGCUGGUGGUCAAGCAGGCGUUGGCGACUACGGAACAGGACAAUUACAGGCUCCUCGCCGCCAUUAAAGAUCGCCUCGACCGAGUUGGAUUAGAGUUGCCAAAAGUCGAGGUUCGCUAUCGAGAUUUAACAAUUAAAGCAGAUGUACAGAUUGGUUCAAGAGCUUUGCCAACUUUGAUCAACUUUGUUCGCGAUACAAUCGAGAGUAUAUUAACAGGAUUAAGAGUCUUUCGACCGAAGAGACACAAAUUAACCAUCUUGAACAACAUAAGUGGUGUCAUUAGACCUGGAAGGAUGACAUUGCUUUUAGGACCUCCGGGUUCAGGGAAAACAACAUUACUUCGUGCCCUAGCUGGAAAACUUGAAAAUGGCUUAAAGAAAAGCGGAACUAUUACGUACAACGGCCAGGGGCUUGAUAACUUCUGUGUGCAAAGAACCUCUGCUUACAUAAGCCAGACCGAUAACCACAUUGCUGAGCUAACUGUACGAGAAACUUUCGAUUAUGCCGCCAGAUUCCAGGGUGCAGACCAGGGUUUCGGAGAAUAUAUGAAAGAUCUUACACAUCUAGAGAGGGAAAGAAAGAUACACCCCAAUCCUCAGAUUGAUGCAUUCAUGAAGGCAUCAUCCGUUAGCAGUAGAAAACACAGUGUGUGUACAGACUAUGUUUUGAAAGUCCUUGGUCUUGAUAUAUGUUCAGACACCAUAGUUGGUAAUGAUAUGCUUAGGGGUGUCUCAGGUGGACAACGAAAGAGAGUUACAACAGGAGAGAUGAUUGUUGGGCCUAGAAAGACUCUGUUUAUGGAUGAGAUAUCUACUGGACUUGAUAGCUCCACUACAUACCAAAUUGUGAAGUGCAUUAGGAAUUUUGUACAUCUAAUGGAUGGAACAGUCCUAAUGGCCCUUCUUCAGCCUGCCCCAGAGACUUUUGAUAUGUUUGAUGAUCUGGUUUUGCUGUCAGAAGGAUAUGUAGUCUAUCAUGGUCCACGAGAUAGUGUUGUUGAGUUCUUCGAGUCAUUAGGUUUUAAACUACCACCUCGUAAGGGGAUCGCAGAUUUUCUUCAGGAGGUCACUUCAAGGAAGGAUCAGGCACAAUACUGGGCUGAUCAUUCACAACCCUAUGUGUUUAUGCCAGUUUCAAAAAUUGCUGAAGAAUUUAGAAAUUCCAGAUAUGGUCAGGCCCUGGAGUCCUCUCUUUCAGUUCCUUAUGUAAGAACUGAUGACCAUCAUUCAGCUCUGUGCACUAAAAAGUUUGCAGUGUCCAACUGGGAGCUCUUCAAAGCAUGUUUUUCCAGGGAACUGCUUCUCAUCAGAAGGCACCGAUUUCUUUAUAUUUUCAGAACUUUCCAGGUUGCAUUUGUGGGACUCGUGACAUGUACUAUGUUUCUAAGAACCCGGUUACAUCCCACUGAUCUGGUCAAUGCAAACCUUUACCUUUCUUGCUUAUUUUUUGGACUGGUCCAUAUGAUGUUCAAUGGAUUUUCAGAAAUGCCUAUUACUAUUUCCCGCCUACCUGUGUUCUACAAACAAAGAGAUAAUCUGUUUUAUCCUGCGUGGGCAUGGUCUAUCUCUUGUUGGGUUACUCGCAUACCUUACUCAGUAAUUGAAGCAGUUAUAUGGUCUUGUGUUGUAUACUAUACUGUCGGAUUUGCUCCUGGCGCGGGAAGGUUUUUCCGCUAUAUGUUUGUCCUGUUUUCCAUACAUCAAAUGGCAUUAGGCCUCUUUCGCUCAAUGGCAGCUCUUGCACGGGAUAUGGUCAUUGCUAGUACAUUUGGGUCGGCUGCCUUGCUAGUUGUAUUCUUAUUGGGAGGUUUUAUAAUCCCUAGAGAUAUGAUAAAGCAAUGGUGGAUCUGGGCCUUUUGGGUAUCACCACUAUCGUAUGGGCAAAGAGCAAUAUCUAUUAAUGAAUUCACUGCAACAAGAUGGAAUGAGAGGACUAUAGGAAAUAUUACUCUUGGAAACAGCCUUUUGCAAUCACACAGCUUACCUGCAGGUGGCUAUUGGUAUUGGCUGGGAGUUGGUGUUUUAUUGCUCUAUGCCUUGUUUUUCAACAUUUUAGUGACUCUAGCAUUGACAUUCCUCAAUCCCCUCAGGACAUCUCAGGCACUCUUAGAAGAAAGUUCAGCUAUUGAUGGAAAGAAAAACAAUGCAAAUUCUAUCAUCAGAAAAAGUGCAAGUAAAAGAAAAGGGAUGAUUCUCCCAUUUCAACCGUUAACAAUGACUUUCUAUAAGGUCAACUACUUUGUUGACAUGCCAAAGGAAAUGGCUUCACAAGGUGUAACACAAAAGAGGUUGCAACUACUGUCCAAUGUUAGUGGAGUUUUCUCACCUGGCAUUCUUACAGCAUUAGUCGGGGCAAGUGGAGCAGGGAAAACCACUCUGAUGGAUGUUCUAGCUGGUAGGAAGACUGGUGGAUAUAUAGAAGGUGACAUCAGGAUAUCGGGUCACCCAAAAGAACAGCGCACUUUUGCAAGAGUUUCAGGAUAUGUCGAACAAAAUGAUAUACAUUCUCCUCAAGUUACAGUUUUUGAAUCCCUCUGGUUUUCUUCUUAUCUAAGGCUGCCCAAGGAAGUGAACCACAAACAGAGACAGGAGUUUGUUGAAGAAGUAAUGGAAUUAGUCGAGCUUGAUACGUUGAGGAAUGCUAUAGUAGGCUUGCCAGGUAGUAGUGGAUUAUCUACAGAACAAAGAAAACGUUUAACAAUUGCAGUGGAACUUGUGGCAAACCCAUCCAUCAUUUUUAUGGAUGAACCUACAUCUGGACUCGAUGCUCGUGCAGCAGCCAUUGUCAUGCGAACUGUUCGUAAUACUGUUGACACUGGAAGAACUGUUGUGUGCACCAUCCAUCAACCAAGUAUUGAGAUUUUUGAAGCAUUCGAUGAGCUACUUCUUAUGAAACGAGGUGGGCAGAUGAUAUAUGGAGGAAAGCUUGGACAGCAGUCACAAACAAUGAUAAACUACUUUCAGAGUAUGCCAGGGACUCCCCAGAUUCCUCCUGGCUACAACCCUGCAACGUGGAUGCUUGAGAUCACUACACCUGCCGCCGAAGAAAGAAUAGGUCAAGACUUUGCAGUAUUAUAUAGGAAUUCUGAGCAGUACAGGGAUGUUGAAGCUUCAAUUCAACAGUUCAGCAUUCCGCCUGAAAACUCGGGACCUUUGAAGUUCGACUCCAUCUAUUCUCAAGAUACAUUUUCUCAAUUUAGAAUCUGUCUCUGGAAGCACAACACUGUGUACUGGAGAAGUCCAGCAUACAAUGCAGUGAGGAUAUUUUUUACUCUAAUGAGUGCACUCAUCAUUGGCUCAGUAUUUUGGGGUGUUGGUUCCAAAAGGGACUCGACGCAGAACUUAAUGGUGGUAAUGGGAGCUCUGUAUUCAACUGCCUUAUUUCUAGGUGUCAACAAUGCCUCAUCUGUACAGCCAAUAGUUUCCAUAGAGAGAACAGUUUUCUACAGAGAAAGGGCAGCCGGCAUGUAUUCACCUCUCCCUUAUGCAGCAGCUCAGGGCCUUGUUGAGAUUCCAUACAUUCUGGCGCAGACAGUACUAUAUGGCUUCAUCACAUAUUUCAUGAUCAACUUCGAAAGGACAGUGGAGAAAUUUCUCCUGUAUCUGGUGUUCAUGUUCUUAACAUUCACCUACUUCACCUUUUACGGAAUGAUGGCUGUUGGACUCACAUCAAACCAGCAGACUGCCGCCGUUCUCUCCUCUGCAUUCUACUCAUUGUGGAAUCUCCUCUCUGGCUUUCUCGUUCCCAAACCUAGCAUUCCAGGGUGGUGGAUAUGGUUCUACUAUAUCUCCCCCGUCGCAUGGAGUCUGAGGGGGAUCAUCUCGUCUCAACUUGGCGAUGUGGAAACGUUGGUUGCGGGUCCCGGGUACGAGGGUACGGUGAAAGAGUAUUUGAGGAUCAGCCUAGGGUAUGGACCUGGGAUGGUAGGGUGGUCUGCCCUAGUGCUUGUCGGAUUCAGCAUCGUCUUCUUCUCUGUCUUUGCUGCAUCCGUCAAGUACCUCAAUUUCCAACGGAGAUGAUGACGACGACGACGACGACGACGCAUAACAUGUUUGCCUCACUUUUGCUCCCUUCAAUCCCAACAAUAUUUUUUUACAUGCAGUUUUGUUCACAUAGGUUCCCUCAUACUAUAUACUACUAAACUUGAGUUCACCAA